GGGGGCGGAGCAGAGCGGGACUCAUGGAGAGGCAGAGGCCGCAGUCUGCUGACUGCGGCACCAGGAAGCCGGCCGGGAUCACUCACAAAAGCAGCAAACCGUCCCAAAGACCCCAGAAGUCGUCGCGCAGUAAGGCACGAACCACAAAAACACUCAGGUCCCUCCAGUUUGCUAAUCCUGGCCGUCAGAUUACAGAGUUCACGCCAGAAGCCAGUCGGAGAGAGAAACGCAAGCAACAGACAAAGCCACCAAGUCAGUCUAAUGCUGAUAGGCAAACAAUGCCAAUAAAAAGCAAGGUUUAUGACAGUCAAGGUCUCCUCAUCUGUAGCAGGAUGGAUCGGUGUGAUUGCUUGGAUGAGGAUUGUUUGGGCUGCUUCUACCCCUGCCCUAACUGUGGCUCCCAAAAAUGUGGAGUUGAAUGUCGCUGUGACCGCAAGUGGUUGUACGAACAAAUUGAAAUUGAAGGUGGUGAGGUAAUUCGCAAUAAAAACGUGAACUAAGCUUUUGAAGAUUUUUGAAAGAUAUUUUUAUUUAUAACUCUAAACUAGAAUGUGCCAUUUCCCUCUGUGAUCAUUUAGGAAUGUAGACUUGUCAAAGUAUAUUGGUUCAAGGAACCAAGGUUCGUUCCAGUGAGGGGAUACCAAUUGCAAAUCUUAAAAUGUAUACUUAUAUUUAAAAUGUUCUAAGAUUAAAACAUUAAAAAUGUAUGAUCAACAGUGUUAAAUACAGUAUGCUGUAAGUGCGAAUGUUGGCUGGAGAAUUGUAUUUUAUCUACUCUGAAUUAACACGUUCACUUUUUAAGCAAUAAAUCCUACUUUUAUUGGUUACUUUGUUUACUUUAAAUUACUGGAUAAUUAAAAAAGAUCAGUGCAAAAUUAAAUUGUUAUGUCUAAACUAUCCAUGUAUUAACUGUAAAUAAAACUCAUUCCUUUCUCAUA
Molecule: messenger RNA, 938 nt
Organism: Hemiscyllium ocellatum (epaulette shark)
Lineage: Eukaryota; Metazoa; Chordata; Chondrichthyes; Orectolobiformes; Hemiscylliidae
Product: ARL14 effector protein-like
Exons: 3
Coding region: 24-500 (158 amino acids)
Cellular component (GO): intracellular membrane-bounded organelle
Source: RefSeq, a predicted model, not a curated record